AUGAUUGAUCUCUCCAUGACGAUUUUCACCGCCGACACCACGGCUCUAAAGAACCGUGCAUUCUGGAUUGCUUAUGCUGCUUCCCCAUAUCUUAUUACACCCUGGAUCUACGGUUACGCAGCCGACCAGAUCGUGGCCCCUGGCGGGAUUGGAUACAGAUGGAGCUUCGGUAUUUUUGCAAUUGUCAUGCCUAUUGUCAGUGCUCCACUCUGGAGCCUGUGGUAUUGCAUUCAAGAAAAGGCCGAAAAGACGGAUUUGACGGAAAAGCAAAGCAGCGGACGAAACCUUUUGCAGUCUAUCAUCCAUUAUGGUAUUGGGUUCGACGUGAUUGGACUGCUCAUUAUUGCGACAGGCUUCUCUUUUUUCCUGCUGGCAUUCAGCUUAUACUCGUAUCAGCCUGGAGAGUGGCACUCUCCAUUGAUUAUAUGCUUUGUUGUUAUUGGAUUUUGCUUGAUUGUCUGCUUCACCCUCUGGGAUAAGUACCUCGCACCAGUGAAAUUUAUGCCGUGGGAGCUGAUCCAAAACCGGCCUGUAUUUUUCGCAUUCUCUAUGGUUGUUUCGCUCUACUUCGCCUGGUAUAUCUGUGACAAUUACUUCUAUUCCCUCUUGCAGGUGAUGUUCGACCAGACGGUGACCCAUGCCACAUAUAUCUCAAACAUCUAUACUAUCGGCUCCUGCUUCUGGUGUCUUGUCUUCGGCGCUGUCCUUCGCAAGCAUGGUCGUCUGAAGUGGUGGGCUAUUUGCUUUGGCGUUCCUUUGACUAUCCUGGGAGUCGUUCUAAUGAUCAAGUUCCGUCAGCCAGAUUCGAACAUUGGGUACAUUGUGAUGUGCCUGAUUUUUGUUGCUUUCGGAGGUGGCACUCUCGUGAUCUGUGAGCAGAUGACUGUUAUGGCGAUCUCUGCCCAGAGAAACAUUCCGGCUAUACUGGCUAUUGAGGGAGUGGUAGCCAGCAUUGGAAGUGCACUUGGAAGUACUGAUGCCGUUGCAAUGUGGACUGGAGUCUUUCCCGUGAAGCUGAAAGAGUUCCUUCCUUCAUCCGCUCAAGGUGAACUUACGGCCAUUUAUGGCUCACUGUCUACCCAGCUAUCCUACGCGAAAGGGACGGCUACUCGCGAUGCGAUCGAUCAUGCUUAUAAGGAGACUCAAAAUCUUAUGCUAAUUACUGCCACGUGCCUUUAUCUAAUCACGUUGGCUUCCUGGCUUAUUUUGGAAGGAUCUCAACGUGAAGAAGACGAAGCAGCAGGUUCAUGGUGUUCAUUUUUGAGUGAAAUGUGCCCACAUUCCGCUCAAUUUAUAGCAAGUGUUAUGUCCGUUCUGUAUAUCGCGCUCUACCGCAUUUAUUCACCAAGGUCAUGGAAAUAUACGCAAUGCACAGUUCCCGAAGGAGAAGCCGAUGGGCUUAUCUGCAAUUUUCCAUCCACGAUCGCCCAAGGUUAG
This is a messenger RNA of Penicillium subrubescens, 1437 nucleotides long. RefSeq lists its product as uncharacterized. Lineage: Eukaryota; Fungi; Ascomycota; Eurotiomycetes; Eurotiales; Aspergillaceae. Bases 1 to 1437 code for a protein of 478 amino acids. The record is from RefSeq and is a predicted model, not a curated record. Gene Ontology annotation, molecular function: transmembrane transporter activity. The transcript has a single exon. Gene Ontology annotation, biological process: transmembrane transport.